AUGUCUGCCAACGAAAGCUUGUCCUCAGCACUCCCUACUCACGACCUAUCCACUGCUACUUCAGUCAACAGGUCGAAUGCUUUACCCCUCUGCUGGGGCCAUCGAGGGGCAUCUGCCACUUUCCCCGAAAAUACGUUAUGCUCUUUUGAAGCCGCGAUUAAGGACGGCGCCGAGGGCAUCGAGAGCGAUGUCCAUGUGUCUGCCGAUGACGUCGUACUGAUGUUUCACGACCCAUCUCUCGAGCGCACAACGGAUGGUCAAGGGAUGAUCGAGAGCCAGCCUUAUGUUGGUGGGAUCGAUCGCAUUCGUACACUCAAAGCACCUCAUCAGAAGAUCCCAACCUUCGACGAAACGAUGGAUUUGUUGAUGUUGAAAGAAAAUCAACACGUAGUCUUUAACAUUGAUUGCAAGCCGAACAAUGACCCCGAGCGACUAUUCACUCUCAUCAAGGCUUCAAUCGAACGAUUUAAGGAUCAUGCACUUCUCCUCAGCCCUCGUCUCGUCCUCGGGCUGUGGCACCCCAAGUUUCUGGAACCCUCAGCCCGUCUUUUACCUGAUCUCCGAAAGGCGUACAUCGGCAACUCUCCUUCAAUGGCUAGGAAAUACUUUUGGGACGCUUGUUCGGCAUUCAGCAUGAAGUUCUCAUGCUUAGUUGGCUGGGAAGGCUUGUCGUUUCGUGAGGAUUGCCAGAAAGCAGGCAAAAGCCUCCUCGUGUGGACUGUCAAUGAUCGACAGGAAAUGAUUGAAGCCUGUAAAUGGGGCGUCGACGCGAUCCUGACUGAUAAAACUGCGGAUUAUCUAGCCCUUCGACAACAAAUGAAGGAUGAUUGGAGGGCUGUGACUGCUGAGACUUCCGCCCUGUUCCCGUACUCCUCGAUACACUACAAUGGUCUCGUUUCAUGGCUGUGGGGCAGACUGGACUCCUACUCUCUUUCUCGCUCGGUGGGCCCCUUCCAUCCCAUGACGACCCAGUAA
Molecule: messenger RNA, 975 nt
Organism: Puccinia triticina
Lineage: Eukaryota; Fungi; Basidiomycota; Pucciniomycetes; Pucciniales; Pucciniaceae
Exons: 7
Coding region: 1-975 (324 amino acids)
Biological process (GO): lipid metabolic process
Molecular function (GO): phosphoric diester hydrolase activity
Source: RefSeq, a predicted model, not a curated record